GUCUCACGAGAUUGUGUUAGAUUUUGACUUUUCGUUCUCUCAUGGCGUGAGCCGGUGCAACCUUUUGGGAGUGUCUAAAAUCCCCAAAUAACAGUAGUUACCGUGUUCUGUGGCGGUUUGCUAGCGUCCGUUCGUCUGGAAAUUCAGUUUAUCGACACUCAUUUGUAGAGCUGAGCAGAUCCGUGCCCACAUUAGAGUCCCAGGUUGCUAAUUUACAAGAUUCAUUUAUUUUGAAAAGGAAACGUGGGGAUUAGAUUUUCAAAGCAGUAAUUAGUAUAUUUUUAGCUUGGUGUAAAUGAGUGUACCUAGUGAAGAUUGCGUUAUGGAAAAGGCUUAUUGAACGGGGGUGCGCUGAAGUCAGUUUUAAGUUUAUGAGUGGCGAGGAUUUAUAUUGCUCUCUUUUCCUGCUGGUGUUUUCACCCGCCAAAAGUCCUUUAUGAUGUCACCACUCGUACGUGGUUUUUUCACUUUGAUCUUCGUUCCUCUACCCUCUUUCUCUAAAGGCUUCUUUUUUUUUUUUAACCCCUUGAAGUUUUCAGAUGUUAUCAUGAAAGGAAAGAUCCAGUUUCUGACUUUGAAUUCAGAAGAUCAUCAACUAUAUCCUUAUUCAGAUAUUUAGCUCUGAAACAUUUUUGUUGGAGAAAUGUCUUCAGAGUCAGAAAAGGAUAAAGAGAGGCUGGUUCAAGCUGCCAAAAUGUUCUUCUUUCAAAUGCAAGAUAUUUCCUUCUUUACAAAAACUCUUACUGAUUUGUUUAACAGCAGUAUGAAUACUCAGAUUAUCUUGAAAGCUGUGAAAGAAGAUGGUUAUGUUAAGGAUGUCUUUGAACAAAUGCUCAUCAUUUUCAAGGAGAUGCAAUUUAUAGUGAAUGCAAAGUAUGGCAAAAAACAAAAUGAACCUUUAUUUUCCCAGAUGGCAACAGCUAUGUGCUCUGUGGUUGAAAAGAGUACCAGUGUAAAGGAGUUGCAACAGUCAGCUAAGCAAAUUUUCAGAAAUGUCCGUGCCCCGGUCAUUGUCUCUGUGCUGAAUAGUGGUAACAUCCUGGCGUGUUUGGAAUCUUCUCUUUCACUUUUGAUGAAAUAUCCUAUUAUGAACCUUCAAUUAAGUGACUUUUACAGAAAAGACAGCAAAGAGCAAUCAGAUGCUUCCACAUCUGAGAAAAGCUCAAGUCUUGUUUUAUCUAAAACCAUUACAGUAGACACCUUGAAGUUACAGGAUACACUCAAAACUGAGAAUGCCAAGAAUAUCAUUGAGUCAGCUGCAGAUCACUUGGAGCAAAUUGUCAAGACUAUGAGGCCAAUCUUAGAGAUCCUCCAGAAGACACUAAAAGGAUUGCGUCCCAGGAUGUUGCAACCCAUGGGGGGAUUCACAUGGAAAUGAAGGGGAGAAGGACCAAGAAAAAAGUUCUGGGGACAGAGUAUUUCUGUGAAAUGGCUGGAAGUCCUCACCAGAUGCUAGUGGGAAUGGCAGUUAGAGUAGCCCUUUGAUGUGGUGGUGCCCACUUCAAUAAAGAUGCGCUGUCUUCAAAUGCUCUCACUCGAGAGGUGGACCAUUACUUGAAGGCCUCUCCCAGA
Messenger RNA from Talpa occidentalis (Iberian mole), 1572 nucleotides. It is a transcript of the gene CUNH12orf60, whose product is annotated as chromosome unknown C12orf60 homolog. The transcript is spliced from 4 exons. Bases 644 to 1378 code for a protein of 244 amino acids. The record is from RefSeq and is a predicted model, not a curated record. Lineage: Eukaryota; Metazoa; Chordata; Mammalia; Eulipotyphla; Talpidae.